Messenger RNA from Laccaria bicolor S238N-H82, 420 nucleotides. RefSeq lists its product as uncharacterized. Bases 1 to 420 code for a protein of 139 amino acids. The transcript is spliced from 5 exons. NCBI's taxonomy places the organism in Eukaryota, Fungi, Basidiomycota, Agaricomycetes, Agaricales, Hydnangiaceae. The record is from RefSeq and is a predicted model, not a curated record.
AUGACAGGUUUUCCCGUGGCUGCAACUUGUUACGUGUUAGGCAUUGCCAACCUGACACUCAUACAAACUAGCAUCUUCACUCAGUACGCAUUGCUUAGAAUUGUCCCCCACCUCAGCUCUCACGCAUUCCCUGAUAAUCAGUCGCGACAAAUCUUGACCGCAGAAGGGUUGUACAACUCAACGCCCAUGAUCGGCUCAGAUUGUGGGGGGCAAACUCGUGCAUCUCAUCGCUGUCAUAGAUUACAAGCAGGACAUCAACGUUUCAAGUCGAGAUCGACGACAGUCACGACACCCAAUGGCCCGACAGUUCAACGUGCUGAGAUGUUGCCAGGAACGCCCUCCUCACUGCUCAAGAUCGACCCAAUUUUAUCCGAGGGUUUCUCACCGCCUGCUUCAAAUCCAUUGCCCAGCACUACGUAG